AACUUCAUUUCUUCAGGGACCAAUCUUUCAUGAUGGGAUGAAAGAAUGGAGCUGUUGCAAGAAAAGAAGUCAUGAUUUCAGCCUGUUUUUGGAAAUUCCAGGAUGUAAGACCGGAAAACAUACAUCCGAAAAGCAAGUGAUUGCACCGGUUAAGAAGGCUACUGUGGCUGCUCCAACUGCAGCUCCUUCAACCAAUGCAUCGGCAAAGGACUCUUGUUCUAGGUGUCGGCAGGGAUUCUUUUGCUCAGAUCAUGGUUCACAAGUCAAACCUGUAAAUACUGUUGGAGACAACCCUGGAAGUGUUGCCGGACAUGCCUGCGCUGAGACCAAUUCAAGUGUUCAGGAUCCAAAGGAUCCUAAGAAGAUAGUCGAUAUAAACGAGCCCCAAGUGUGUAAAAAUAAAGGGUGCGGCCAAACUUUCAAGGAGAAGGAUAAUCAUGAGACUGCUUGCAGCUACCAUCCUGGCCCCGCGGUGUUUCACGACCGGAUGAGAGGGUGGAAGUGCUGUGACAUUCACGUGAAAGAAUUUGAUGAGUUUAUGAGUAUUCCUCCAUGCACAAAGGGAUGGCAUAAUGCUGACCCUGAUCAAUGAAGACUCCAACCACCCACAAUAUUGGGUUUUUAUCAGUCUCAUUCAAUUUUCUUUACAAGCUGUGACUGAAAUUUGAAACAAUCAAUCUUGCUGUCGUUUUCCCUCCUCCUCCCCCCACAAAAAAAAAAAAAAAAGAAUCCCAUUACUCCCUCUCAAGUAGUGAACCUUGGUGGUUUCAGUUCGUAAGAAGCCACAACAUAAGACUGAGAUAACUGUAACGUUUAGAUAUGGAUUUGUUGUCAAUUGUUCCUUGAAUGUCACAAUGUGCUUCUGCAUUUCUAUUUUGGACCUAUCUAAUAUUGAAAUAUAAACUUUGGUUUUCUUGU
This is a messenger RNA of Arachis stenosperma, 918 nucleotides long. Its product is annotated as cysteine and histidine-rich domain-containing protein RAR1. Gene Ontology annotation, cellular component: nucleus; cytoplasm. Lineage: Eukaryota; Viridiplantae; Streptophyta; Magnoliopsida; Fabales; Fabaceae. The transcript has 5 exons. The record is from RefSeq and is a predicted model, not a curated record. Bases 38 to 592 code for a protein of 184 amino acids. Gene Ontology annotation, molecular function: Hsp90 protein binding. Gene Ontology annotation, biological process: defense response to fungus; defense response to bacterium.